Messenger RNA from Manihot esculenta (cassava), 1358 nucleotides. RefSeq names its product thioredoxin-like 1-2, chloroplastic. The transcript has 4 exons. Gene Ontology annotation, biological process: cell redox homeostasis. Bases 324 to 1133 code for a protein of 269 amino acids. The record is from RefSeq and is a predicted model, not a curated record. NCBI's taxonomy places the organism in Eukaryota, Viridiplantae, Streptophyta, Magnoliopsida, Malpighiales, Euphorbiaceae.
CCCUGCAGCUCCGUAGCUAUUUACUUUCUUCUUCUUGUUUUCUCUUUGAAGCUUUCAAACUUGAAGAACAAACCAAUUCCCUCUUCUCUCUCCAUCCAUCUCUGUCUAAGCCUGGUCAAAAAGAACAAACUUUUUUCAAGUUCUUGACUUCUUCUUUGAAAAAUCUAAGUGGCUCUUAUUUGAUUUUGCGUUUCAAGGUUAUUUCAUUACAUUUUUGCCUUUGUCAAAACAUUUUCUCUUCAUAUACCCUUUUACCUUGGUGCAAAAUUUUUUUUAAUGCUAUUAUAAGUUCAUAGUGACACCCAGUUGUAUACAUAGUAGCCAUGGCUUGUUCAUUGAAAUGCAAUCUCAGUACUUCUAGGAUGAACGAGACUAUUCUGAACUCAAAAAUCGCAGGUGCUUCUGGGUUUUGUCCAUCUUUUGGUACUGCACGAAUUGGAGAAUCCAAAGCCAAUGGCUUCCCUAUUCUGAGAAUAGAUUUCAUGGGCAAACCACUUGUUUUCCCAGAUCAAAAUGACCACGAAGAUUCGAGUACCAAAGCACCAAGCAAUUUCAUUGUUCGUUCACAAGCUUCGAUCUGUGUGAGCAGAGCUCUCAGAUGGUGGGAGAAAACCCUUACACCCAAUAUGGUUGAGAUCCAUUCAGCUCAAGAGCUUGUUCACUCCUUGCUUAAUGCUGGUGAUAAAUUGGUGAUUGUUGACUUCUAUUCUCCUGGAUGUGGAGGCUGCAAAUCCCUCCAUCCUAAGAUUUGUCAGCUGGCUGAAUCAUACCCAAAUGCAAUUUUUCUAAAAGUAAACUAUGAAGAGCUCAAAAUCAUGUGUCAGGCUCUCCAUAUUCAUGUCCUGCCAUUUUUAAGGUUCUAUAGAGGUGCAGAAGGGCGCUUAUGUAGCUUUAGCUGCACUAAUGCUACCAUCAAGAAAUUCAAGAAUGCAUUGGCUAAGCAUGGGGCAGAUCGAUGUAGCCUAGGCCCAGCCAAGGGUUUAGAUGAAGCUGAGUUACUGACAUUGGCAUCAAUGGGGGAAUUGCCGAUAGGCUUACCUUUAACAUCCACUAAAGAAGAAAGUGCUGGGGAUUUUAGUGUGAGAAGCAUUGAUUUGCCUGGUGUUUGUAGCAAUACUGCGGUUGGAGUUUGAGUUAUAGUACUAAGAUUUAUGAAAAAUAGUAAUGGGAUUGCAUUGGGUGGUUUUUAUUCUUGAAUUGUAUAUAUCUAUUAUUGGAUUUCCAGAAGCAGGCCGGUUUCCAGGUUUUCUUUUUGAUUCAACCUUGAUCCCAGACGCUUCAUGGAAAUUAUUUAGGCAUUGGAGAUUGUAUUAUUGUCAGGGAUCAUUGUCAUCUAUUGAUUAUUUUUUUUCUUGGUC